Messenger RNA from Cherax quadricarinatus, 2298 nucleotides. RefSeq names its product C-type lectin 37Db-like. Lineage: Eukaryota; Metazoa; Arthropoda; Malacostraca; Decapoda; Parastacidae. The record is from RefSeq and is a predicted model, not a curated record.
CAACAAUGAGAGAGCGACUGGCGGGUACCACACACGCACCUCCAAACUCAUUACCCUGCUGUUCUCGCUUAGGUGCGGGUGUGACAGUGUUCAGUAUAGCAGUGGGAGAGCAGCAAGAUGUCUGUACUAGUGCUGGGAGCUGUGCUACCCCUACUGGUUUCUCUGGUGGGAGGUCAGCAGCGGAUACAGACGGUGGAGGUGGCAGAUUCUCGGUACUUUAUCUCAAAUGCGUCACCCUACUCACCACAGCUGAACUGGUUCCUGGCCUAUGAGUACUGCCACACCAUUGGUAUGGAGCUCCUCAGCUUUGAGAGACUUGAAGAAACACAACAAAUCGAUGAAUUCCUUAAAGCUAAUGGCCAUGCUAAAAGUGCUUACUGGACAAGCGGUAACCAGCUGGGGUCAGCUAUGUGGAUCUGGAUGAGCACUGGCCAGCCCUUCAACAGCACCUUCAAUUUCUGGGCAGCAGGAGGCCCACCACUUGUCAAGUCACAGCAGUCAUGCAUGAGCACAGAGGGAAGUAUCUGGUCAGCAGAGAACUGCAUGGAUAACAAACACUUCAUCUGCGAGCAGACUCGGUGUUUCUACUAUAACUAUGUGACUACAAACCGCGCCACGACUCAGGGAAAUACAACCAUAUUGCCUGGAGUUACUCAAGUUUCAAACAGAGCAGUUCUUCACUUGGUCAAAAAAAUAACACCUCAUCCAUCUUCAGGAAGUACUAUACAGGAGCAGCAACAGGAUGAACAAAUACAAAAGGAAAAGGAAUCACAGCCUAAUCCCACUGCACCUUCACCAUCUGCUUCUAUUCAGUCACUCAUUACUAAGAGCAGAGCUUCAAUCCCAUCUGUCACUGCCUUCACUACUCCAUCAUCUUUGAAAAUAAUGACAUCUCCACAGCCAGAUAUCAAUGAGACAAUUACAACAACUACUGAGCAACUCAUUAAGAUAAUGCCACCCACAACUGAACUGCAACAGAUCAAAGUAAUGCCUGCAGCAGAACUGAAGCCAGAGAAUCCUGCAAAUGCAACUUAUACCAAUGAGAUAAUCCCCAAUCACCAAAUUUCUCCUUUACAAUUGCUACAGCCACCAACAAAAGAGUUUACCCCUAGUGAGCCAGAGCGAGAGAAGCACACUAAUAAAACACUUGCAGGGAUCCUCAGUAGGAAAGAAACAUUUAGUUGGGCUCUUAAAGAUGACACCUCACACUGAUUUUUAAAGGUUCAUAAAUAUAAAUAGAAAAAUGCUCAUUUAUCAUCUGUCACAUAUACAGUGGACCCCCGGUUAACGAUAUUUUUUCACUCCAGAAGUACGUUCAGGUGCCAGUACUGACCGAAUUUGUUCCCAUACGAAAUAUUGUGAAGUAGAUUAGUCCAUUUCAGACCCCCAAACAUACACGUACAAACGCACUUACAUAAAUACACUUACAUAAUUGGUCACAUUCGGAGGUAAUCGUUAUGCGGGGGUCCACUGUAUAUACAUUUUGUAUUGAUGAUACUGCUUUGCAUAUUAUCAUUUUUAUUACUUAAUAAACUGUACUUCUGUGUUGCUUGCAAUAGUGUAGCUUUGAAUUUUUGACAGAAAAUCAGGUAAUUACAGUGCAGAUCUACUCCAUUUCAAAAAUAAUGCAAACUUUGGAGAGGAAAUUUUAAACACUGUUUUGGUCCAUAAUUUAACAUUAUCAAGUCACAACCAAGCAAGAAAAUGGGGAGAAAACCAGAAAACAAGUAUGUAAAAAGUAAGUGAAAGAAAAAUUAGAAAACUGAACAGAUAACAAAAAUACCAGAAAACAAGCCAGGAGGUGAGAAGCAGUAGUAACUGCACACACACCCACUCUACAGACCCUUUUGUCACUUAUAUUCCAAUGAAACUGGUGUGCUUGCCACACAAGAAUGCAAUUUCAAAUUUUAUGCAAACCAGCAGUGGUAUGCAUUUGUCUCUUGCUCUGUGAGAAAGCAUGCUAAAUUACUUGGUGGUAUUAUACACGUUCUCUGUUUAUACAAUAUAUUUUUAAAGGAAUUUACAGUAAACCCUAGAUUUAACUGACAAACAGGGAUGAGUGGGUGGCUGGUAAUGAUGAUUGUAGUGGAUAGAGAUGAGGUUGCCUUGCUAUGAUUUUAACAAUAACAGAUAAUUCUGUAGCCAGUGGACUUUCUCCACUGUUUCCGAAACAAUAGGCCCAGUAGAUUUUGUUUCACAUUUCUUAAGCCCUUUAAAUAGAGAUUUGUUAAACUGAAAAUUUACUAUAUGCAUUUUUUUUUUUUCAACAAGUCGGCAGUCUCCCACCGAGGCAGGGUG